ACGUGCUGGCCCACCCUCAGCACGUGUUCCAUGGCUCCAGAUUACAUGUUGGACCGUGGUCACGUCACCUCUCUGACGAUCGCGAGGAAGGGAUGGAGCAAGAGGCUGGCCUAUCGGAAACAGUGAACCUGUUAGCCAAAGGACCGCCCAACGCAGAUCCACCAUGUAGCGACUUCAAUCAAACAGCCACCAUCAGCAGCAGAUCACGAGACACGCACCUAUCAACACACUCACGGCAUGACCAGGACCGAUUACCGCGCUCAUCAGGUGUGGUGGGAGCCGUUAGCCGCCCAAACGCACCGAAACAACAGCAAGAAAGCAGUCUUCCACCCACCGGGACUACCGUCAUGAAAGUAGAAAUUGUUGAAGGAUAUGCGAAACUACUACUGCAGCACUAUGGCGAUGUGAUACGGGAGGCUGAGCAAUCCUUCUCCGUAAGAGUCAGACCAGCCAGUGGGGGCUUCUCCGUCAGUGGCACCAGCGAGGGGGCAAGUAAGGCGAAGUUCUUCUUGGAAGAAAUAGCAGCGUCUGUGCAGACAGACGUCCUGCAGAGUUUCAAACCAGGCAUGUACCAAUACCUGAAAGAGAAGGAGGGCCGUGAAGUGCUGCAGUCUAUAGAACAGGACUUCCGGUGCGUCAUCCUUGUGGAGAGUGUAUCUGGGAACGAGGCAUCGCCAGGAAAAGAGGGAGAAACGGCGGCUUCGAAUGUAGAGGCUGCAGGUAACACGGUACCUGUGAUGUACUCUUGUACACCUGUACCAGGCCAGGCUGAACUUCACAUCCGUGACGUCAUAGUACAGGUUCAGAUGGGAGACAUUACCAUGGAACAAGUCUCUGCCAUCGUCAAUCCUUCACAAAACAAUCUUGACUUGGACAAAGGUCUGAGCAGAGCCAUAUCAAUGGCAGCCGGCCCCAGUGUCCAGAAGGAGUGUCGACAGUACAUCAGGGACAACUGGUAUCCCAAGGCAGGCGACGUGGUUGCUACAGGGGCUGGAAACCUGCCGUGCGCAGCCAUUCUCCAUCUCGUGCAGCCCACAGCCAAAUAUCUGCGGUCAGAUGUGAAGAACUGCCUGCUGGUCGCGCACCAGAUGAACCUGCGGUCACUCGUCUUUCCUGCGGUAGGAACAGGAAGGUUCCACAUCAAGCCUGAGCGGUCGGCGAGGUGCAUGAUUGACGGCAUCGCGGAGUUCGUGCAGGACUGGAGCCCCACCACCCUGUCCAUCAUCAGGAUCGUCAUCUUCCAGGAGACCAUGUUACAAGCGUUCCACACAGCCGUCCACAGGAAGGCCUCGGAGAACGAAGGGAAAGUGACCCCAUCGAAAAACACAAACCACCUCAGUAGGCUAAAAAACAUUGCCAGUGACAAGAUAAAGAGCAUGGGAAAGCAUCAAAAACACGAACCACGCUGCUCCACAGUCCCACUCCCCAGACCGGAACCGCCCCGUAAAGCUAACUUCGAAGACGAAGAUUUUCAGCCCAACGAAGUUCUGCUGCACAUCUUCUGCCUUGAUCAGGAGAGGCUACAGAAUGCUCGGAAAACAGUGGAAGACUUUCUCCACCAGUACACAGCUGUGGCGGUCAUCAACGACGACAAGGAGACGGGGAUCGCUCAACUUGUGAAGGAGGAGGUUAAAUGGCUUCGGUUUUUGGGACAUGAAGAAAACGUGUCCAUCUCAAUCGAACAGGAACAUUGCAUCCGUAUCGAGGGAAGUCGGAACGUGACGGACAUUGCAGCUCAAGUCCGUCUGGUCCUGAAGACGAUCGUGGAGAGACGCAGUCGGUUUGCAAGACUGAUGUCAUCAGAAAACUACCAGUGGUAUUAUGAGCUACCAGGUGAACCAUGCCGUUCCUUCCAAACCACGUCCAACAGUAGAAUAGAGACAGCAUUUCAAGCAAACGCCGCUAAGUGCUUCUGUGUGGAGGACAGCAGGCCGCUUGUUGUAGACUUCUCUGCCAUGACGUUGGCUGUACAAACGUCUAAUGCUGUCGGGGAGGUCCGUAGAGAAGACUUAGCUAUAUAUUCCGACACCGUGUUUCCAGGCAGAUGGGGCCCUCAGCCGAUGGAACCCAGGACGGAGAAGCCUAAGCUGUGUCAUCUCGUGACGCUGGACCCCCUCUCCACAGAAUUCCUCUCCGUCCAAGACAAGUUGUUCUCCAGCCUGGGGGACAUGAGGGCGAUCGUCCUGCGGAUAGAGCGAGUACAGAACCAGCUACUGUGGAUGGAGUAUAGCGUACAGAGAGGAAGGACAAAUGGCAACUCUCCAGCACGAGCGGAGGAGACAGAUCUGUGGUACGGUACCUCAGCUGAAGCCUGUCAUAUGAUCUGUCUUCACGGGUUCAACAGUCACGUCACUGGACACUACGACGGAGGGUCACAGAAAGGGACUGCUUUUACCCAGGAUGCAGUAUGUGCCACAAAGGACCUCUGCACCCCCGACUACUGUGGUCGUAAGAAGGUCAUUCUGGCAAAGGUUCUCGUGAAAGAACGCGAUAGUGCUGGUGAAACCGCAAAACGAGAACCUUACGAUAGGGACGUGGGAAAUCCACAAUGUGACACAUUCACCUGCGAAGUCAACCCGAGCUUAUAUGUCGCAUGUAAUGGUGCAGAGGCGUAUCCGGUGUACCUCAUUUCGUUCAAAGUGUUCUAAAAAGACAUCUGAAUCAAAACUUUCUUCCCUGAGCGUAUACGUAAUUAACA
Messenger RNA from Branchiostoma floridae (Florida lancelet), 2698 nucleotides. Its product is annotated as protein mono-ADP-ribosyltransferase PARP14-like. Gene Ontology annotation, molecular function: NAD+ poly-ADP-ribosyltransferase activity; transcription corepressor activity. Gene Ontology annotation, cellular component: nucleus; cytoplasm. The coding region runs from base 93 to 2648 and encodes 851 amino acids. Gene Ontology annotation, biological process: negative regulation of gene expression. The transcript is spliced from 13 exons. NCBI's taxonomy places the organism in Eukaryota, Metazoa, Chordata, Leptocardii, Amphioxiformes, Branchiostomatidae. The record is from RefSeq and is a predicted model, not a curated record.